Molecule: messenger RNA, 1434 nt
Organism: Ostreococcus lucimarinus CCE9901
Lineage: Eukaryota; Viridiplantae; Chlorophyta; Mamiellophyceae; Mamiellales; Bathycoccaceae
Exons: 1
Coding region: 1-1434 (477 amino acids)
Source: RefSeq, a predicted model, not a curated record
AUGUCGCUCGACCGCGUGGACGCCGAUGAUGACCCAUCAUCGUCCACCGAUGACGACGGUUUCCCUCCCGGCGUGUCCCUGGGCACGACGCACGGUGGCGUCCGAGUGUUGCAAAUCGAUGACCAUCCAGAAGACAAACCAAAGUGCGCGAAAAAGCUUCAACAUCCCGCGAGUGGAAGCGAAAUCACGCUCAUCGGAAGCGCGCACGUCUCAGAGGCGUCCGCACGCGAGGUAUCGCGCGCGAUUCUAGAGGGUAAACCAGAUUUGGUGGUCAUCGAACUCGACGGGGACAGAUUGAAGAGUUUGUUGCGGAGCGCGAGCGAAGACCGACCCGCGAUGCACGCGGCGAGGCGAGUGGCGAGCGUGCGUGAGGCGUUCAACACGCUGGUGAAUGGACAAUUGGCGAUCGUGGCGGGGAGUUUGGGGUACUCGACGAUCGGGGCGGUGUUGGACACGCGGCCCGGGGCAGAGUUCAUAGCUGCGGUGGAAGCGGCGCGGGACGUCGGCGCGACUGUGGUUCUUGGAGAUAGGAAUCAGCGAGCAACGGUGGGGAGGUUGAUGGCGCGUGUGCGACGUGGAUCAACGCUGUUCGAUGAGCUGGCCAAAACUGGAGAGUUUUUGGGGGGGGAGACGGAUUUGGCGCGCGCCGACGCGGCGACGAAGCGAAGCGGCGUGCAAAAGGCAAAGCAUAUAUUGGAGAAGGCUGGAUGUGAACAUAGCGAGGCGGUCAUUAAAUCCGCGCUAGAAAUUUUAGACAGCGGCAUGAGAGGCAUACCGGUACGCGUGGAUGAUUUGAUGCGCGUGCGAAAGUGUGCUCGUAGGGUUGUCGAGUACGUGCGAGUUGAGUCGUUCAAUGGCAACCCGACGUUCAGUCCCGGAUUAUCAAAGGUCGAUAGCGCCAAAAAGAUGAGCAUCAUGGAUUGGGCGACGGCUGAAACGGUUAUUCGAGAGCGUGAUUUGAUCUUGGCGACGGCACUACAACGGGACCCCACGGCAUCGAGUGUCGUCGGCGUUGUGGGAGCCGGUCACAUCGCGGGCAUCCAGCAACUCUGGGACGAAGUUGAAAGCUCGGAAUCGCGCGCAAAGUUCAACGAAUAUCUGAACGAAUGGCCGACAGACGCAAAACCAGUCGACUAUACUAACAGAAUUUUGUCCGGCGUGUUCGGUGCUGCCGCGUUCACUACGAUACUCCGUCGGGGAUCUGCCGGGGCGGUGAAAUUCGCCGGCGCGUUGGUUGGAUCGAUGUUGACGCUCGGCGCCGUCGGGACGUAUAUGGGUGCUUCUGGAUUAGUCGCGCUUGGCCGUGUCGCCGUCGCGAUAGAAGAUGCAUCAAUUCGCGCGGCUGAGCUUGGAAAUCGCGAAGACUCGGCUCGGGCGAAGGGAGCAUUUUCAAACAUGAUUGUUCGAGACGCGGCUGUGCCAUAUAAGGAAUAA